UUUUAGGGAAAUGAUCGUUAUCUGUUGAUACCGUUUUUAUACAGGACAUUUAAUAACCACAUCAAGAGGUCCUGAAUUUCAAAACAAAUGAAAUGGCGGCGAUCAGAAGAUGGAGUCUGCGACAGUUAUUGUCGCCACGAUCGGUUGCCUAUUACAGGCUACCUAACACAGGGAAAAAUCGUCUCUACUUGUCAUGCCACGACCAAAGUAGCAAAACAACACAACUCCUUCAUCAGCCAGGUGUGAAUCUCUUCGUGCGAAGCUUGUCCGUUCAGACUCUGGACACUCCAAAUCCCAGGAGUUUGAAAUUCCUUCCUGGCAAACCUGUUUUGGGAACAGGGACGCUGGAUUUUCCCAAAAAGAGCACAGCUGAAUGUUCUCCAUUAGCCAGGGACCUCUUUCAGGUGGAAGGAGUGAAGAGUGUGUUCUUUGGCCCUGACUUCAUCACAGUGACUAAGAGGGAUGAUGAUGUGGAGUGGGCAGACGUCAAGCGUAACGUGAUUGAGACCAUCACAAAAUUCUUUGAGAGUGGAAGUCCCGUAACUGUGGGAGAGACGCACAUGGAAAGCAGCCUGUCUGAAGAGGAGGAGGAUGAGGUUAUUUCCAUGAUUAAAGAGCUUCUAGAUACACGCAUAAGGCCCACGGUGCAGGAGGAUGGUGGUGAUGUCAUCUUUAAGGGCUUUGAGGAUGGCACGGUGAAGCUGAAGCUGGUUGGCUCGUGCACGGGCUGCCCCAGCUCAGCUGUCACCCUGCGCAGCGGGAUCCAGAACAUGCUGCAGUUCUACAUCCCCGAGGUGGAUGGGGUGCUGCAGGUGGAAGACGAGCUGGAUGAGGUGAAUGAGCGUGUGUUUACAGAACUGGAGCGGAAACUCCAAGACUCCUAAUGCUCCUGACCACACCUGCAUACUGCAUAUAUAUAUAUAUGUGCUGCACACACACACGCUCACACAUGCGCAUACCAUGCUAGCUCGAUUAUUAUAUCUUUUACUGUAUAUUUAAGUUAUUGGCACUCCAAAAAUCUCAAGUCAUUCUGAAAAUCCAAAUGGAAUUCUGAAGGGUUGGUAUAUAUUUUUUAAUCUGUUACAGAGAAGCCGUGGUAUUUUAUCACUUGCUUCAUGUGAAACUGUAAAUACUGAAGAUUAUUACUUUGAAGUACGAAUGGAGGCACCUGUGGUCCAAUCACUAGGCAGUUUGAUGUAAAAGGUAUUUAUGAAUCUAACAGAUGAAAUGCACUGGAAAACUGAUGCUGUUUGAGGUCUUUACCUCUGAGGCCAAAAUGACCUUCCAUGUCCAUUAAAUUGGUUUCUAGAAUGUCCCUCUGUAAGCUGUAAGGACCUAUUUGUCAACAUUCAUUAUUCAGAUUUAAAAUGAAAAGUGUUCAGUGAAUUAUUUUACUGCUCCUAAAUUCAUCUGCUCAAUAUUUGUCUGUAACCUGAAGUCGGCAGUGUUCUGUAAAUUGCUAUUAUGUCCCUGUGUUACUGUUGGCUGUAUGUGUAUUCAGUCCUGGGCAGGUCUUCAUUCUGUAUCAUUUGACAGAUGCUGUAGUGCUUUCAUCACUGAAUUCAAAACACCUUUGUUUUGUACAAGUGAAAAGGUAUAGACAUGAAAAUCAUAGUUUUUUUCCACCAUACAAUUUCACAAAGUACAAAAAAAUGUCAGUGACCACUCUAUUCUACUCUGAAAUAUCUUUGUUGCAGUCUCCUGUAAAAUGUAUUGUACACAUAAAAGUGAAUUUAUUAGGUAGACCUGUAAACCUGUUAAUGCAAUCAUCUCAUCAGCCAAUCAUGUGGCAGCAACUCAAUGCAUAAAAGCUCAUUAGGGUUAUCCCUGCAAAGGUAGGAUUAAAGGUGUAAAGAAUUGUCA
This is a messenger RNA of Conger conger (European conger), 1863 nucleotides long. RefSeq lists its product as uncharacterized. The record is from RefSeq and is a predicted model, not a curated record. Gene Ontology annotation, biological process: iron-sulfur cluster assembly. Gene Ontology annotation, molecular function: iron-sulfur cluster binding; iron ion binding. NCBI's taxonomy places the organism in Eukaryota, Metazoa, Chordata, Actinopteri, Anguilliformes, Congridae. The coding region runs from base 93 to 884 and encodes 263 amino acids. The transcript has 8 exons. Gene Ontology annotation, cellular component: mitochondrion.